Molecule: messenger RNA, 2138 nt
Organism: Magallana angulata
Lineage: Eukaryota; Metazoa; Mollusca; Bivalvia; Ostreida; Ostreidae
Product: RYamide receptor-like
Exons: 2
Coding region: 109-1221 (370 amino acids)
Biological process (GO): neuropeptide signaling pathway
Cellular component (GO): membrane
Molecular function (GO): neuropeptide Y receptor activity
Source: RefSeq, a predicted model, not a curated record
AGCUCUAUUCGAUCAUUACUGCAGCGAUAUCAAAGCCCAUGGCACGGUCAUAGAAUAGACCAACAUCUGAUUGAAUUGUGCAAAAGACGUGUAUGUUAAUGAACAACCAUGGGAUACUUGGUAAACCUGUCAAACAAAGAGGCCAGUCUCUUCGAGGAUAAAUGUAUUUCAGACAUUGGAUUAACAGAGAGCAUAUUUUUGAUAUUGUAUUCUUCAAUCACAGUGGUAGCUAUUGUUGGAAAUGUGGUCGUUUGCUAUAUAAUCGUCACAGAGAAGAUGCUAAGAAGUGUCACAAACAUAUUCCUUCUAAACAUUGCCGUAGCGGAUAUAACCAAGACCAUCAUUUUGGUUCCUUUUUCUUUUGUACCCAAUCUUCUGCUCUCUUAUUGGCCCUUUGGAAACUUUAUGUGUCCUUUCGUUCUGUAUUCACAAAUUGUGGUAGUGUUUGCGAGUGCCUUUACUCUGGUUGCAAUGAGUGCGGAUCGGUACGUUGCCAUAAUAUACCCGUUGAGACCUAAAUUAACACAUAAAGGCGUGGUUUGUAUCUGUGGAUUUGUGUGGGUCAUUGCGUUUUUGGUUCCAAUUCCUACCGCCGUCACUGCAAAAGUUCAAAUAGCUUUUGCAAAUUAUACAGGAGUUUGUCAAAAGGGCGUGUGUUUUGAAGAUAUGAACGAAUCAUUCAAAUCCACAUACAGUCUUUUUAUUAUGCUGCUUCAAUAUUUCAUACCAUUAUUAGUACUCACUUUAACGUACUGUCACAUUGGAUAUGUGAUUUGGAUAAAAAUCAUUCCCGGCGAGGCAGUGCAACAACAAGAUGAGCGGCAGGCGUCGUCUAAAAGAAAGAUGGUGAAGAUGAUGAUUGUGGUAGUUCUACUAUACGCUCUCUGCUGGCUUCCAGUACACGCUCUUCAGUUAGCCACUGACGAAAACCCUGAUCUAUUUAUUGAAAUAAAGAACCUUCGCCACAUUUGGAACAGCUUUCAAAUGUUUUCCGCCAGUCAUUCAUGUUAUAAUCCGUUUGUGUACUUUUGGAUGAACCGAAGAUUCCGCAAAUGUUUCCGAUCAUUUUUUCUGAAGUGUUUUUGCUGUUUAAGAACGGGGAGAUUCGAGUAUGGCGAAAACCAAUUUUCACGACAGACCUCAAUGACUAUGACCGUUAGACUUGGACGGCAGCACAGUAGAUUACUAUCAGCAAAGCGCAAUGACAGUGUGAGAUCAUAAAAUGUGGACUUGUCCGUAAGCAAUUGCUUUUGAUCGUGUGACAUUUUAAAAAAAAAUACAUGCAAGAAAUAAGAGAAAUGGGAACAAUUGCGAAAAUCAAAUAGUAACAGUAAAAAUAGCAUGGGGUUCGUUGUCAUAUUUGAGGGUAAUGGUAUCAUACACAUAAAAUUAAUGUUAACAAGUAUAAAUGAAACACUUUAAGUUGUUUAUCCAUAUAUAAGUAUCCACAGGGACCUGACUUUGAAUUUUUCUCGUAAAGAAAAACGUUUACAUCAUACCAAUACAAGCACAAAGUAAUCAUCGACGAUAUCUUGGACUCUUCGUGUACGGCUGAUACUCAAUAUAAAACUUAUUUUUCGAUCCCCCCCCCCCCCCCCUGUCUUGCGAUAGGUCCUUCAACUUCUAGUCAACAAAAAAAAAAAAAAACAAGAACAGCGCAUUGCAUUCUGAAUUACAUUAUUCACUAUCCAUUCUAGUCUGUCACCCUUUAGCCAUUAAUCGCUUCCUGGGAGCUGUACAUACAGGACAAGGAAAAAUAAUAUAUAAUUGCGAAAUGCGCUGAUUUUGGUGCUGAUGAUCGCAGGAGAGACGGAAAGGAUCGCAAAAUAAUUUCUUUAUGGAGUGUUAGGCGUAAAGUCGGACUGAUGUGUCAAUAUUACGACGAUUUGAACCUUGUGAAAUAAUAAGUAGGGUAUAUACACGUAUAUUACGAAAAUUGUAUAAUGGCAGGUGCCCGUUCAUGUAUUUUAUUAUGUUUUAAUCAUUUAUGUUAGGGUGUGAUGCAAAUGGUAUUAAAACGUUAUUUGCUGUUAACAUUAAAAUGUAAUCAUGCAAAGUUGGACUUGCUGUUUCAUGUAGAUCAGUCAAAAGUGAUACUGUGAAAAGAAAUCAGAAAUCUGUGCUUGUCAAUUAAAGAG